Messenger RNA from Solanum pennellii, 1416 nucleotides. Its product is annotated as B3 domain-containing protein REM10-like. Gene Ontology annotation, molecular function: DNA binding. The transcript has 8 exons. Bases 72 to 1277 code for a protein of 401 amino acids. The record is from RefSeq and is a predicted model, not a curated record. Lineage: Eukaryota; Viridiplantae; Streptophyta; Magnoliopsida; Solanales; Solanaceae.
GAACCGGAGAAAGUACCUGAUUUAAAGCGCAGGGUUUUCCAUUACUUCUGUAAACUUUUCAAGUUCUUUACAUGAAAAUCCCUCCAAAAAAACCUCAUUUUUUAAAACCUAUUUUGCCAGGUUGUAAGCAACAAAUUACAAUUCCUAUAGGUUUCUUCAAGUAUUUGAAGGGACAAGGGAAUGAAUAUGCAUUGCUAAGACGGGCAAGUAAGAAGUGGUCCGUGAAGGUGAAUGGACGGCGACUGGAAGAUGGUUGGGAAGAGUUUGUAAAGGACCAUGAUUUACAAUUGGGAAAUGUUUUGAUAUUCAGACAUGAAGGAGACAUGGAAUUUGAGGUCGCCGUCUUUGAUUCAAGUUGUUGUGAGAGAGAAUACGAACAAGGAGUUCAUGUUCAUGGAAGAAAAGAAGAAGAAGCCUGUAUUGUUGAAGAGUCUUCCAAGAAAUUGAAAUCCAAAGAAAAACCAAAGCGCAAAAUCAAGAAAUCAGGCAAGGGUUUCUCCAAUGUAAAAGCUGCUUAUAAGGACAAGCAUCUCAGUCGCUCUCAUUUCAUUUGUACAAUUCGACCUUAUUGCCUUUCAAAGUAUUGUCUGUGUAUUCCAAAACAAUUUGCACAAGAAAAUAGACUCCGCAACAGGAAAUGUGAGAUAAUUGUGAGGGAUGAGCAACGAUCAUGGACGUUUGGUGUGCAUACAAAUGGCAAAAACACCUUCAUUGGAAGUGGAUGGCAUGAAUUCAGCCGUACGAAAUGCUUAAAGGAAGGAGAUAUCUUAAUGUUUGAGAUAGUUUCCAAUGGAGAAACACCUAUAUUCAGAUUUCAUGAUUUGAGAGAAAGCCCGUUUCUUCGGGAUGAAGUAAAGAAUAAAGAUUUGGAUGCUGAAAGAAUGUCAGAUGAAGAUGCUAUGCUUGAGACCUCGGACGUGACUACUCCUAAAUCACAAGAAGCUGCUGAUGCCAACCCUCAUUUUAUAUCUACUAUUAAACCUUACACCCUCAGAUUUCCUGUUAUGUAUCUUCCAAUAGCUUUUGCAAAAUCAAAUGGCUUGCUGGAUAAAUGCGAGUUGAUUAUCAUGGAUGAAAAACGGAGAUCAUGGUCAAUGUGCCUUGGGCAAAUCGACAAGUAUCACUUUGGAAUUAAAAAGGGAUGGCGAAAGUUCAUAGAAGCCAACGGUGUUCAAGUUGGAGAUACUUACAAGUUCGAACUCAUCAACAAUGGCACAAUACCUUUAGUUCAUUUCCAUUGUAAAUAUGAUGAUGCUGGUGAUGGGAAAGGAAACUAGGGAUUAAAGCAAGUGGAUAUAAUGUUUUUGGAUCUAUUACAUUUUGCUACAUCUCAACAACAAAAAAAAAACUUUGAUGAUAAGUUGUAUGAUAUGUUCUAUGUUUUACUUUUAUUUUGAUGUGUCCUUUCAUGCAUAA